Colletotrichum higginsianum IMI 349063 is the source of this 2853-nucleotide messenger RNA. RefSeq names its product Ubiquitin-protein ligase. Gene Ontology annotation, biological process: protein ubiquitination; ubiquitin-dependent protein catabolic process. The transcript has a single exon. Bases 1 to 2853 code for a protein of 950 amino acids. Gene Ontology annotation, molecular function: ubiquitin protein ligase activity. The record is from RefSeq and is a predicted model, not a curated record. NCBI's taxonomy places the organism in Eukaryota, Fungi, Ascomycota, Sordariomycetes, Glomerellales, Glomerellaceae.
AUGGACACUGCUCAACAACCCAUUACGCUGGACAACCUCGGGGUCUGGCAAAACCUCUCGUUGUGGACUGCUGACCGCCUUCAAUACGCCGUUAACGUCACUAAGCUCGCUCCUUCCCUCGAAGACCUGGUAUGGGCUGGCCCGAGAAUGAUCCGAAAGCUCACGGCCCAUCUACAUCUCCCCUUCCCCGAUUCACUUGAAGCUCUUGGUCAGAGAGUCAUACCCGAAGCGACUGGCCCUGGCAUCAUGCGUACUACCGACGCUGUCACGAUUGCCGCCUUAAGCAUGGACAUCCCACCUCCAAUAGGCAUUCCUCAUGGGCCAGGGCCUGGUGUUUUGACCGAUCCCGAUACCGCUGCUGCCUCCCCAAACUUCUCCAUGGAGGGCGCAAAAGGCCUUGGCAGUGUCUUUAGCUAUGCUACUAGCAAAUGGGCGCUCUGCUGUAUUGCCAUGGCCAUUGUCCUCAACCGUACCCAUAUAUUUGCCGCCACACGGCGACGCUUGCGCCUGACCUUACCCGUUCGACUUCUGCUCCGUGGUCUCCCAGUCCUCCUCUUCCUGGUUCAAGCCCGAGGGAUCUUGCGCUCGAUCCAGUGCCAGACCUCUCCAGAUUUCUCCGAACUGCGAUGGGGAAACACAAGUAAGAGUUCUGAACUGAUGUUCUCUCAAGCUGGAGGCUUCCUUCAUACCAUGAGCUCUGCACUCUUGCUAGGGGCUUCAGACGAAGUAUCAUGCACGGCGGUGGGCAUGGUGCCGGUAAACAUUGAUGAUACGUCACAGGACCUGCGGGGCUCGCUGUCUCUGUUAUGGCCGCUCUUUGGGACUUUUUGUCUGAGCCAGUUCCUAGAGACGGUCUCCUGCGCCGUUCAGGGCCGCCCUGUAGCAGCGGAAACGGGUAUGACACUAUUCGAACACUCUCUUGCUUUUGCCGAAGCCGAUGCCGCUAUCAGCAACCAACUUGGCUGGGGCUUGUUUACUCAGUCACAAGCAGCAGAAGCAGCGUCAAGCGCCGGCGGCACCAUUGCCAUCAGUCGUUCCAUGAUUCUGAGAAGGGUAAACACUUCGCCUGAGGUUUUACUCGUCGCUUUUCUUUCGACCAUGAGUCACAUUACCAGCCAUGUCCUGGGCAUUUUCAAUCUUCAGGCUAAAUUUCGGCUCGUCAGUACUGGUUUCUGGGGCCUCUGCUUCAUGGCGAGCAUUCUCUGGAGUGCCUUUACUUUCUCUCUGGACGAUCCAGCGAGGCAAGGUCUACUCAGGUUUCCUACGGUUUGCAUCAUCGGCUUCAUCCCCCAUGUUCUUGUUCUUGGGGGGAUUAUCGUCUGCCUGAUCAUAUACCUACUUGCUCUUGGUCUCGCCGCUCUCGGACAAACAGGCCAGAGACUCACUCUUCGAGAACGAUUAGCCCAAGCCCACGGAAACAUGCAGGCCAACCUUUCAGUCUCUGACAUCCGCGUCAGCAUGGAAAUGGACUUUUACACAGCCUUGCUACGAACUGGCUUCGGCGCUAUUACCAUGGCAAGCGAAGCCGUUUACCUGAACGAAGACAGAGACGUUAUUAUGCGGCCCCAUACGUGGCUCGAGGAGGAACGGUAUCAAGAACUCGAGGAACUGCGGACGCAAUGGAUCGCAGCUGGCGCCACCGACUCCCAUUACGACACGAUAGGAACCAUCGGCCUAGUGCCAGUGAAAGAAGAUCACAUGUUGACUACCAACGGUUAUGUUCGCGAACGAGCAGCGCAGAAGGUGCCCAAGUCCCGGUCAGGGGAGCGACGCCUGAGGGAUGGUGUCGGCGCUGCGGAAAGAAGCGGCAGAUGGCUAAUGGCGUUGGAUUUCCUCAUGAACAUCAACAGGCUGAUAUUCCGGACCUGGGCCACAGCCAUGCUGAAAAUCUUGUCCAAGAUCGGCAUCCGCCAUCCAAAGUUCCUGCUUUGGGUUAUUCGUCGACCAAAACUGACCAAUGACACGAAGAGUACGAAUACUGGAGGCCGUGACCACCCUCCUGCAGACUCUGUCGAGGCGUCCCUCAACAUACCCAGGAUCGAUGGUGUUGACGUCGAGUCCGAGUUCAGACAACAAGCGUGGAGUGUAAGCCAGAGCUGGGCUCCCGUCGACGAGGCUGAUCUCGACUCGAAGCUCUACGGGUGGUGGCUCAGAGGAGGAUGGUGGGGUACAAAAGACAACAGCGGCGAAUACCAACCACCCGUGUCUGGCGACGAAGACGGCGACGACGAUACCACCAGCGUUUUGUCCUUUAGUACCAACGAUGAGAGAGAAUGGGAGUCGGAAGGGGAUGGGCAAAGAACGCCUACGCAGUCCAGGUCCUGGGUGUCCCGGGAAGCUACACCAAUGCCCGAGGAUUCACUUCAAUUGUCGGACUUGGCACGCCUGCUGCAUCCCAGCAAUCCGGAGGAGAGAGAGGAGGCGUACGCCCUAGCUGCUCACCUGGGCAGCGACAGAAUCAUGACCCGAUCUCAGUAUCGCAGAUCACAGCAGCUACAGAGAACGAGGAUCCUACAACCAGCCGGGCGGACCAGCCGUGCCACGACGCGGCUGGCCAAGAUGACGCCGGACGAGGAGUCCCAACGCUUGGAGCAGUUGUUACUAUCUCGCCGCGCCCAAUCUACGCGCCCCGAGGACGGUGCAUCGACAUGGGCAGAGGGGGCUGCUGGCCUCGGACCGGAUGGCCCGCAAUGUGUUGUCUGCCAGAGUUCUCCUCGCACCAUUAUCGUGUGGCCUUGCCGCUGCCUGAGCUUGUGUGACGACUGUCGCGUGUCUUUGGCUAUGAACAACUUUGACAAGUGUGUCUGCUGUCGCAGAGAAGUCAUCAGUUUCAGCAGGAUUUAUGUCCCUUGA